Messenger RNA from Habropoda laboriosa, 1050 nucleotides. RefSeq lists its product as uncharacterized. The record is from RefSeq and is a predicted model, not a curated record. Lineage: Eukaryota; Metazoa; Arthropoda; Insecta; Hymenoptera; Apidae. The transcript has 2 exons. The coding region runs from base 1 to 1050 and encodes 349 amino acids.
AUGGAUGAAAGGAUCCUGAAAUCAAUAUUAUGUAGCUGUGAAAGUGUUACAAAAGAUCUUGAAAACUCAAAGGAUUAUAAAAAGUUAUUGGAAGAAGAUAAAUUUUUACCAACAUCUAAUGAUAUAUUAAAUGCAUUGUGUACAUCUUUGACAAACUUAUUGUCAUAUAAAGUAUCAAAAGAAGCAUAUCAACGUUAUACUGUACGGCUUCAUGUAAUUAAUGUUUUAAGAGAUUGGUGUAGAAUCAAUGAUGCCCUUCAAGAUUUUGAAGUACUCAGAGAUGAAAAGCACACUUCAACACUGCUAAAAACUUUAUUGGAAAAAUAUUUAACAGAUGAUAUCUUAGAUAGUUGUGACUCAACUGAUAGCUUGCUAUCAUUAACCAGUGCUUUAAUGUGUUUAGCUCCUACAAAUUCUUAUUGUAAAUCUUAUGUGGAGAAAGUAUUACUGAAACUUGUGGAAUUGGGACCCUGUGAUCAAAGUAAAUACUUGCUAUGUUAUGCUGUGCAAAGGAACUCUAAUUUAAAUCUCGAGAUUUCAACCAUAGAAAAAAUAUAUCAGUCACAGAAGUGCAAAUUGAUAGAGCAACCACUAUUAGAUGAUUUCAUAUCAUCUUGUAGUAAUUUAAAUAAAGAUAAUGAUGUGAACAAUUCAGAGAGUAUCAAUUUAAUAAAUCAAUUAUUUGAGUUUGUCAGUAAAUCUUCACACAUCUUUUUAUUAGUAUGUGGUUUUUUGAAGGAAUUACAGGUAGAAUUAGAUCAUGCUCCUACUGUUAUAAAAUUUAUACAAUCAACAUUAAAACGUAUUAAGGAAUAUUGUGAAAAUCAGGGUAAAGAUAUUUUGGAUCUUUACCCAAGAAAUUUGCAAUCUCUUGUAAUUUUAUUACGAAUAGAACCAAUGUACCAUACAGAUGAUUCUAAAAGUGCAACAUUAAAAAUGCUGAAACAUAUUUAUACUGAAGAGAAAGAUACUGCAAUAACAUUGUUGUCACAUUUCUCUCAGUGGUUAAACUUAUUUGGAGUACAAUUCUUAAAUUCAGACAUUAGGUAA